UGUUAGUUCGGAGAACAUGUUUUUUUUUCUUAACUUAAUAUUGGUUAAUGGAUAAAUGGUUGAGCUAAAAAAAAAGCAUCUUUUAUCUGUUUUGCUCUGAUGAUACAUGUACACACUUUUAAAAAUUAAGGUAUUAUGUAUGAAUUAGGUUUUUAAGCUUUUGUUUUAAAAUAAAUAGUAGAAGAUUUAUGCAUAAAUCUGGAAUAUGCCAGCAGUGCAUCACAGAUAAAAGUUAACAAUAAACUGCUCAUCGUUUUAUUACACAAAAGGGCAAUGUACUACAUGUAAUUGUCAUUCCUUGCCCAGACAUGCACUUUAUCACAACAGAUAGUCUUCCGUUUAAUUAUGCAGUGUGAUAGUUAGUGAUAGUUAAACUUUUUUUUUGUUGGGGUGGGGGGAGUACGUGCGUUCUGACUGGGUCUUUUCAUGACAAACCUUCUGUAUGGAGCCCUGAGAAACAUCUGGAGUACUGCAGUCCUGGCUUACAUUUACCUUCAUUAUAAAUGAACUGAAGACAUAGAAAGUAGGCUACAGAGGGCAGAAAUGAUGGAUCGCCUGCUGAGGAGAUGCCGAAUCAAGAGCAGCUUGUUCAGACAGUGUCUGGCAGAAUUUUUCGGAGUCUAUAUUUUAAUACUUUUUGGGUGCGGAUCAGUUGCCCAGGUGACGACCUCUCAAAACACUAAGGGUGAAUACCUGUCAAUCAACCUCGGGUUUGCAUUGGGCACAACAUUUGGGAUUUAUGUGGCAAAAGGGGUAUCAGGAGCUCACCUGAAUCCAGCUGUUUCCCUCACCCUGUGUGUCCUGGGCAGGUUUUCCUGGACUUGUCUUCCGUUCUAUGUGUGCUCACAGCUCUUAGGAGCAUUUUUGGCAGCAGCAACUGUUGCUCUUCAGUACUAUGAUGCCAUAAUGGAUUUCACUGGAGGACAUCUGACAGUUAGUGGUGCCACUGCCACGGCUGGUAUCUUCUCAACUUAUCCUGCUGACUACCUGAGUCUAUGGGGAGGAGUGGUUGACCAGAUAAUAGGCACAGCUGCUCUGCUAGUGUGUGUUCUUGCAUUGGGAGAUCCUCGUAACACACCAGCUCCUCCUGGUCUGGAGCCUGUCCUGGUGGGAGCAGCUGUCCUGGUGAUCGGCAUCUCCAUGGGGUCUAACAGCGGAUAUGCUAUUAACCCGGCUCGAGACUUCGGCCCGAGACUCUUCUCUUACAUUGCAGGCUGGGGAGAUGAAGUGUUCAGGGCUGGUGGUGGCUGGUGGUGGAUACCUGUGUUUGUAACGUGUGUGGGCGCUCUCCUGGGCGCAUUACUCUAUGAGCUGCUGAUUGGAGUUCAUCAUCCAGACUCAGAACCAGAGGAUGCUGAGGACCUGACAGCUGUGCUCCAGCAAACUGUGGAGCUGGACGGUAUGCAGACAAGAUUUGACGCCAUUAAAGAAAACGGCAAGGAUGGGAUCUUUUCCAUAACCUCAGCAGACAUCAGCUAAAGUAAAGCUGCAAAAUUUCAAUAGUUAAUAUUUAUAUGCUAAAUACAUUUAAUUUAAUGAUCAUUGUGUUUAUGAUAUAAAAAGAAAUAAUAUGAAAAAGUUAUCUUUGUUGUAUAUAAACUGGGUGAGAUUAUUUAUUAUUUUGGUUUGUUAAUGAUCAAACAUAUAAAAUGAUAUAUAUAUAUCAUUGACUUUGUAAAACCUUAAAGGACAUGUCUUAAAUUUAAUUUCUGUAGCACAAUAUCUAUAUGAUAUACUGUCUUAUCUACUGUUGAAUUACUGCUAAAAAAAAAUUCAACAGAAAUAUAGUAAUUUAUAUUCAUAUUUUGUAAGCAAAAAUCAUGUACUGAAUUAUCUGAUGAAGUUGUAAGACUUUAUGAUAUUGUUUAGCUUUAUUUGUUUACAUUAAUUUCAACAAUUUGUUUCAACAAGUUUUGUGUACUAACCUGAUUAAAGAACAAUUGUUUUUAUAAAUACUGACAUUAAAAAACAUUAAUAAAUCCAAGACAAAUAUUUUGCUCAACAUCAGUUUAUGUUAACUAUGGCAAUGAAAAUUUUGACUUUUCACUGCCAAGAGUUUCAGAAGUAAUUGCAUUGGAUUUCAUAAUAUUGCUAAUGAUGAUAUUAAACUGUGCAUUUUACUAGUG
Messenger RNA from Carassius gibelio (silver crucian carp), 2126 nucleotides. RefSeq names its product aquaporin 10b (gene aqp10b). Gene Ontology annotation, cellular component: basolateral plasma membrane; plasma membrane. Bases 544 to 1479 code for a protein of 311 amino acids. The transcript has 6 exons. NCBI's taxonomy places the organism in Eukaryota, Metazoa, Chordata, Actinopteri, Cypriniformes, Cyprinidae. Gene Ontology annotation, molecular function: urea transmembrane transporter activity; glycerol channel activity; water channel activity. Gene Ontology annotation, biological process: glycerol transmembrane transport; water transport. The record is from RefSeq and is a predicted model, not a curated record.